AUGUCAGUUCAGGUGCUGGUUGUUCCCUUACGCGUGGUUCCAAGGCUCAAAGACCUCACGGAUGAGGAAUCCCUGGACUACAUUCAGACGAUUCAACUGAUCCACAGAUUCAUAGAAAAGGUCUACAAGGCUGACUCCCUCAACAUUUCGAUGCAAGAUGGUGCUGCUGCGGGUCAAUCUGUUCCUCACGUGCACACGCAUAUUAUUCCACGGUACUUUGUAGAUGGUUAUGGUGACAAUAUCUACGGUAUGCUUGAAGAGAAUGAGAACGGUCUAGGUGGAACAUUCAAAAAGGCGAAGAAAUUGGAAGUUGAGGAUGACGGAACUCGCAAACCACGCUCUAUGGAAGUCAUGGAGAAAGAGGCGGAAUGGCUCAAGGAGGAGUUGGCCAAGUUCAUGGAUAAGAAAUAG
Molecule: messenger RNA, 411 nt
Organism: Kuraishia capsulata CBS 1993
Lineage: Eukaryota; Fungi; Ascomycota; Pichiomycetes; Pichiales; Pichiaceae
Exons: 1
Coding region: 1-411 (136 amino acids)
Molecular function (GO): catalytic activity
Source: RefSeq, a predicted model, not a curated record